AUGGCCACAGCACUGUCCAAGAAGCAACAAAAGGCGCUGCUUUUCCGUCAAAAGCAAAAAGCAAAGAAAACAGGCGAAGCCAUCCCUGGAGAUGUGCCCGAGGAGGACGUCGAGCCCGGAGAUGAUGAUGAUGCGGCCAUCGCGCUCAAGAAGGGCGACACGGCCGGCGAGUCGUCGGCGACAGGAGCAGGGAAGAAGCGCAAGAGGGCUGUAGAGGAGAAGGAAGAGGAGGCGGAGGACCUGACGGACGGGCUGAAGGGCAAGGUUAAGAAUGUCGGAAAGGGCAAAGGGAAGGCUUGGGAGGAUGAAGGGGAGGAUGGGGAGCGGAGCGCCAAGAAGAGCAAGAAGGAGAUCAAGCAGCGGUUUAUAUUGUUCCUUGGCAAUCUUGGGUUCAAGACCACUGUUCCAGAAAUACAGGCGCAUUUCCAGGAAGCUAUAGGCCAUCCACCAAAAGUCCGUCUCCUCACGACCAAGUCCGACCGAGCCGGCCAGCCCGAAAAGUCACGGGGUAUCGCCUUCCUCGAUGUCCCCUCUUCCGACGCCAUGCAAGCCGCUCUGAAGCUACACCACACUCAGCUCGCCGGCCGGCGGAUCAACGUCGAACUCACCGCGGGCGGAGGGGGAAAGAGCGAGGCUCGCACAAAGAAGGUGGCCGAGCGGAAUGAGCGGGUGGGCGUCCAGCGGGUCAGGCGGGAAGAGAAGGAGCGGGAGGCGGGUAUCAAGGAGGGAGUGGCGGUGGAGCAUGCGCCAAGAGUGUGGGGAGAGGCGCAGGGGAAGGAGGCGAUCAUUGCGCGGGCGAAGGAGGGGAGGAAGCCAAGGGUGACGGAGCCGCCGAAGUUGGAGAAGGCACCAGCCGCGGCCCCAGCGCCAGCGAAGGCAUCACAGGUCGCACCUGCGCCCGCCUCGGCGCCCGCAGACUCCACAGACAAGCCGGCAGUCGCAAAAGCAGCGGAUGGACCCUCGAGCUCGACCGAGUACCAAGACGGGAUGAAGAUUCGAGGUGGUCGACGAGUCAAGGUGAAGGGAGCGCCGCAAGGUGCUUCCGCAUUACAAGGUCGCGUGUCAUGGCAGGACCGCCAGGGCGGACCUCAGCGCGGCGGACCAUCAAAUCGAGGUGGAAAGCGAUGGGAGCCAACGGGCGCAAACGCUCUCUCAGUGGGGUCAUGA
Molecule: messenger RNA, 1167 nt
Organism: Dioszegia hungarica
Lineage: Eukaryota; Fungi; Basidiomycota; Tremellomycetes; Tremellales; Bulleribasidiaceae
Exons: 4
Coding region: 1-1167 (388 amino acids)
Molecular function (GO): RNA binding
Source: RefSeq, a predicted model, not a curated record